UCCCACACGCGGGGGAAAAGUAUUUGUGGGGUGAAAGCGACAAGGCAGAAACUGAUCAGUUUGUCUCUUACACCAGGUCCGGCCGGCGCACGGAGAAGGGAGCUCAGCAAUCUGCAAGCUUUUAAACAAGCUUCGCUCGCCAGAGAGGUUUGAAGGAUGUUUGACUCGGUGAAACCUUAUGGGAGCCAGGAUUUCUAUGCUCUGAAAAGGGAAUGCCAACAACGCAACCAGCUCUUUGAGGACCCCUUGUUCAUUGCUGAUGAUGAAUCGCUGUUCUGUACGAGGGCGCUAGUGUCCAACGUUCGCUGGAAGCGCCCAACUGAAAUCUGCAACAGCCCUCACCUCUUUGUUGAUGGCAUGAGUGCCCAUGACUUGAACCAGGGCCAGCUGGGUAACUGCUGGUUUGUGGCUGCUUGUUCCUGCUUGGCCUCCAGGGAUGUUUUGUGGCAGAAGGUAAUCCCAAAUUGGAAAGAGCAGGAAUGGGCAGUGGACAGACCCAACAACUAUGCCGGAAUUUUCCACUUCCGCUUCUGGCGCUUUGGAGACUGGGUUGACGUUGUGGUUGAUGACCGGCUGCCGACUGUCAAUGGUCAGCUGAUCUACUGUCAUUCCAACUCCAGGAAUGAGUUCUGGAGCGCACUGGUGGAGAAGGCUUAUGCCAAACUAGCGGGCUGUUACGAGUCUCUGGAUGGAGGGAACACUGCCGAUGCAUUGGUGGAUUUUACAGGUGGUGUAUCAGAGCCAAUUGACCUGGUCCAGGGGAAUUUUGCCAGCCUGGAGGACCAGAGACUACAACUGUUUGAGAAGCUCCUCAAGGUAUACAGCCGUGAGGGUCUCAUCAGCUGCUCGAUCAGGGUCACGUCGGCGGCCGAGAUGGAAACCCGCUUGAGCACUGGCCUAGUGAAAGGUCACGCGUAUGCCGUGACUGACGUCCGUAAAGUACGAAUUGGGCACGGUCUCUUCGCCUUCUUCAAAGCAGAAAAGCUCUUCAUGAUCAGGAUGAGGAACCCAUGGGGUCAAAAAGAAUGGAAUGGCGCAUGGAGUGAUAGCUCUCCGGAGUGGCAGAAGGUCAGCAAAGGGGAGCGUGAGACUAUGGGUGUCACUGUGCGGGAUGAUGGGGAGUUCUGGAUGUCGUUUGACGAUUUCUGUACAAAUUUCACAGACCUUGUUGUCUGUCGUAUCAUCAACACCUCCUUCUUCAGCUUCCACAAGACCUGGGAGGAGGCCAUGAUAAAGGGCACGUGGACCAGACACGAGGACCCGCUGCAAAACCGUGCUGGGGGAUGCAUCAACAACCGAGAAACCUUUCUGCAGAAUCCACAAUACGUAUUUGAUGUCAAAAAGGAAGAGGAUGAAGUGUUGAUUUGCCUGCAGCAGAAAGAUAUCCGAUACAGCCGAAAGCAGGGCAGGGGUGAGAAGCUCUCCAUGGGUUUUGAGGUGUACAGGGUUGAACUGAACCGUAACUACAGGAUGCACUCCAUUCAGCAGAAGGUGGCCAGCUCCGUCUACAUCAACUCCAAGACCAUCUUCCUGCGGGAACUGCUCCCACAGGGUCGCUACGUCAUCAUCCCAACCACCUUUGAGCCAGGCAUACCGGGCGAGUUCUUACUGAGGAUCUUCACCGAUGUGCCAUCGAACUUCAGGGAGCUAACUCUUAAUGAGCCACCUCGGACGUGCUGGUCGGGCUUGUGUGGACACCCCAAGGUGGUGACUCAGGUUCACGUGGUCUCUGCGAGCGGACUGGCCCAGCAGGAUGGAACUGCAGGUGCUGAUCCGUAUGUCAUCAUUCGCUGUGGGCGUGAGAAGGUCAAAUCGCCCAUCCAUAAGGACACACUGAAUCCCGAGUUCAAUGUCAAAGGAAUCUUCUACAGGAAGGACCCCAAAGAGCCCAUCCGCAUUGAGAUCUGGAACAGCAAUGUCAUUAGUGACCAGUUCCUUGGUCAAGUGACUGUGAUCGCUGACCCCAGUGACCUCCAGCCACAUCACACCCUUCACCUGAGAGACAAGGGCAACCGACAGGACAAUGACCUUCCCGGGACCAUCAGUCUGCAAAUCAGCAGUAGCCACGAGUUGGCCGGCAUCUAAGCUCUGGAACACUCGUCGCUGUCGGAAAGAUGAAAGAUGCAAGUCAGGGUUCGGCCAGGUCCACUAGGAUCUGCAGAUAAGAAAUUUUAGGAACAGAAAAAGGCUCUUGGGAUGCAGACCUGUGCCCCAAACCAACUAUCAUCACACCAAACUCCUUAAACCCUUCCCCUUUCGGAGUCUUGUUCCUUGACACUGGGACCCUUUUGGGGAGGCUACCCCAGUAGACUUUAUUCUGUAUGAUGUCCUUUCUUGUUUAAUGCCCCCUCCAGUCACGAAGGCCACUUAAAGCAUGCUCCCCAAGGUUACUCUGCUAGGUUAUUCCAAUUCCUAAAGGCGUCCUGCUCACUCGGAGGUUCGGCUGAAUUGACACUGAGACAUGAAGACCAGAUUUGAGCUUUGGCCUGUGCUGAAUUCUCUAACCUCAGCCAGAAAAAAAGCAGGGAUCCUAUGGUUGGACUCGACCCCAGCGUGCUCAGUACGAACCCCACCCCCCCCAAUCCCCUCCGCUCACUAAAGGGAAGGGGAAGGUGGUGAGAAUAAAGAAAGUAGCUCCCUUCCAGUCACAGUCAUUGUCCGGCAUCUCUCUCCUGGUGGAUAGUGUAUAACUUGUCUCCUUUUCUUGGAGUCAGGAUAAGGCUCAGUUCUUACCCCUCCUUUCUCUCUGUCCCCCCACAAUAUUGCCUAACCCACAAGCAAUCAUUGUCCAGAGGCUUACAGUGAAGAACAGGCCAUCAGAAAGAUGAGCAUUAACAUUUUGACAUGUUGCAUUUGUAAUCAGUUGUAAUUGUGUGAUCGUUUCCAAUUCUGCCAGUGUUCUCUUUUCAUUUCACUUCAGAGUUUAAGUACACAACAAUAUAUACUCCCUUGCAUCAAUUCGUGUCGACCUCCCUCCUUCUUUCCCAGUGGCACUCCUUCCCUUAUCCUGGCCCUUUAUAAACCCAAACUUGCUGUUGACUAUUCCACCGAUUAUGAUUCAGUCCCAUUCUCCCUCUCUCGUUCUUCUGAACCUUGAAAGUGUCUUGUGUUAGGACCUUGGCCCUCAUUCUCUUACAUGGCCCCAAAUUAGUAACCCCAUGUGUCAUACUGUUCGUCGGUGCCACAAUAUCAUGGGGAAGCCAUUUUGUGACCCAGGGGCCUUUUUUUGAGGACGUGCAUUUUGAGCAAGUCGGCACGAUUUGCACAAUAGCAUUUUAAAUCCAUUUUAUGAAAAAAGUGUUAGUUUUACUUUUUAAUCAAACCUUAACAUUGGUUUAUCUUUUUAAUACAGUCUUUUUAGACUUUUUUACGCAUGGGAAGUUUUUUUUGUGCCAAUUAUAAAAGAAGGAAUGUACUUAUUGAUGGACUUGUUGCGUCCAUAGCGACCUUCUAGUUGACGUGAUGGAAUGAUUUUGUACGAUGAAUGUGUGUAUGGGGGAAUAUUCCCAAAUAACUGUUCAAAAUUAGCAUCCCGUGAAUCGGUGCAUAAGCUCCUCGUCCCCACUCCCUGCAGAAAAAUCAUGAAAGAAGGCGGUAGAUUGUUUAAAAACUAUAAUUUGGUUAAAAAAAAACCGUCUCUGAUUAAUCAAGGCCUCAGCUCUGGGCUCCUGGUCAGCCAAAACCUCACCUCAAGGCUCCUGGGUAAGCGAAGGGACAAUUCUCAGCUGUGCUUCCCAAUCCUGAGCGCUGACCAGCGAUUGUUAUUGGAAAAUGCUUCCGAGGGGAAGGCAGGAGCCAGAGAAUGCCUGCAUUUGCGCUAAGGCACUAAGAGAUUAUCCUGUUUUUAAAUGGGGUGGGGGUGGGGGUGAGACAAGCCUAUAGCAAUUAUAAAGGGGCUUUGCUGUCUUGGAUAACAGAGCAAGGCUUCAGUUGCAUUUAGGGCCUGGUCGCUCCUGCCAAACGCAGGGUGGUUGCCAGAUACUUUCAGUAAGAAUUGCUAAAAAGUGAAGGAGGAAAACUUAAUAAAAAGAAACACAAUUAAUUAAAACAUGUAACAUUGUCCUGAACUUUGGGACCAGUAGAUGCAGAGUUAUUAAACCCAGUGCUUAAGAUUUCCUCAUCUAUAUAUUUUCUGUGUCAAAAUGGUGGUGAAUUGUGAUAAAUCUUUUAAUUCUGGCA
Messenger RNA from Carcharodon carcharias (great white shark), 4179 nucleotides. It is a transcript of the gene capn5a, whose product is annotated as calpain 5a. Gene Ontology annotation, cellular component: cytoplasm. The record is from RefSeq and is a predicted model, not a curated record. The transcript has 13 exons. NCBI's taxonomy places the organism in Eukaryota, Metazoa, Chordata, Chondrichthyes, Lamniformes, Lamnidae. Gene Ontology annotation, molecular function: calcium-dependent cysteine-type endopeptidase activity. Bases 157 to 2085 code for a protein of 642 amino acids. Gene Ontology annotation, biological process: proteolysis.